AUGCCUCAAAACGAGUAUAUCGAACAACAUAUCAAGCAACAUGGUCGUAGACUGGAUUACGACGAGCGCAAGCGUAAGAGAGAAGCAAGAGAAGCGCAUCAAAUUUCUACAAAGGCUCAGAAGUUAACUGGUUGGAAAGGUAAGCAAUUUGCUAAGAAACGUUAUGCUGAGAAGGUUGCUAUGAAGAAGAAGAUAAAGGCUCAUGAGCAAUCCAAGGUUAAGGGUGACUCUAAGCCAAUGAAUGAUAAUGGUGAAGCUUUACCUACAUAUCUUUUGGACAGAGAACAAACAAAUACUGCGAAGGCCAUUUCAUCAUCCAUCAAGCAGAAAAGACUGGAAAAAGCAGAUAAAUUCAGUGUUCCUUUGCCUAAAGUCAGAGGUAUCAGUGAAGAAGAAAUGUUUAGAGUGGUUAAGACUGGUAAAUCUAAAUCUAAAUCAUGGAAGAGAAUGAUUACGAAGCACACUUUUGUUGGUGAAGGUUUCACCAGAAGACCGGUAAAAACUGAAAGAAUCAUCAGGCCAAGUGCAUUAAGACAGAAGAAGGCUAAUGUCACUCAUCCAGAAUUAGGUGUCACUGUUUUCUUACCGAUAUUAAGUGUCAAGAAAAAUCCUCAAUCUCCAAUGUACACACAAUUAGGUGUCUUAACCAAAGGUACGAUCAUCGAAGUCAAUGUUUCUGAAUUAGGUAUGGUUAGUUCUGGUGGUAAAGUUGUCUGGGGUAAGUACGCACAAGUUACAAAUGAACCUGAAAGAGAUGGUUGUGUUAAUGCUGUCUUACUUGUAUAG
Molecule: messenger RNA, 786 nt
Organism: Kazachstania africana CBS 2517
Lineage: Eukaryota; Fungi; Ascomycota; Saccharomycetes; Saccharomycetales; Saccharomycetaceae
Gene: NSA2
Product: rRNA-processing protein NSA2
Exons: 1
Coding region: 1-786 (261 amino acids)
Biological process (GO): maturation of LSU-rRNA; maturation of 5.8S rRNA
Cellular component (GO): preribosome, large subunit precursor; nucleolus
Source: RefSeq, a predicted model, not a curated record